Molecule: messenger RNA, 590 nt
Organism: Staurois parvus
Lineage: Eukaryota; Metazoa; Chordata; Amphibia; Anura; Ranidae
Source: the annotation of a GenBank genome assembly
GGGGCCCCAUGAUCCCCUAUUGCCUGGGGGCCCCAUGAGUUGUCAGUCCGCCCCUGUGCACAAUGCAAUAUUUGGAAACAUUCAUUCACAUACAGUAUAUUGUUCCAUGAUCCAAACAUACCCUUGCAGACUCUCAAUGGGAUAUGUACACUGAUCAUCAGGGCACUGAUGAUCAGUGUGCCCUGAUGAUCAGUGUGGCCCCAAAAGUGCCACCUGUCAGUGCUCAUCAGUGCCAGUGCCCAUCAGUGCCACGUGUCAGUGCCCCUCAGUGCCACAUCAAUGCCACAUAUCAGUGCACAUCAAUGCCACAUAUCAGUGCCCAUCUGAGAUGCCUUUCAAGGUCACCCAUCAGUGCCAGUCAGUGCCACCUAUCAAUGCCAAUCAGUGCUGCCAGUCAGUGUCGCCUAUCAGUGCCAGUCAGUGUCCCUAACAGUGCCAGUCAGUGCUGCCUAACAGUGCCAGUCAGUGCCGCCUAUCAGUGCCAUUCAGUGCUUCCUAUCAGCGCCGCCUAUCAGUGCCAUAUAUCAGUGUCAUGUAUCAGUGCUGCCUUUCAGUGCCCAUCAGUGAUGCCUGUCAAUGCCCAUCAGUGC